Messenger RNA from Paraglomus brasilianum, 609 nucleotides. The record is from the annotation of a GenBank genome assembly. Lineage: Eukaryota; Fungi; Glomeromycota; Glomeromycetes; Paraglomerales; Paraglomeraceae.
AUGAUCUCGUUCACUACAUUCAAUGGCAGUCAUUACGCGAACAACGAGGAGUUGAAUUCCAUAACUGACGAAGAUUUUAGUAAAUACGCCGACGACGUCAGCUACCAAAGAGAACAAAGGCUCCCUAGCCACACUAUCUACGACAUUGGUUCAAACAGCGAACCAGUAGAAAAUAAUGAGACGAAUACAAUCGUUUCAACUAACAAUGCUACCACUCACACACACCACUCAAGCGAAAGUGACAAGGCCGAACUCGAUAUUAUCAAUGACAAAAUUUGGGCAGUCUGGGAGGACUGUACUGUUCGUUUUGAAUUGCCAUGGUCGGAUAACGAAAUACGUGACAUAGUUAAUGUGUGGCGAAGGCGGGGGAGGGGUAGGAAGCCUGUCAAUCCAUUUAUGGUAUAUCGCGCACUCUUAUCGUUAUCCAAAACGCUAGAUUAUAAGAAAAAGGAUUUUCCAAGUGGAGCCUUUCAAUGUUAUGUUAGCGGAUUCGCAAGCAAGACUUGGAAGAAAAAAACCGACUCUGCUAAAGGGGCGAUAAAAUUUCUUGCGAUAAAAAUCAACGAAUAUAUAGAGGCAAAAGAUUUGAAACCCACUUUAGAGCUGUAA